AUGAGUUCCCUUGAUCAGCUUACUGAGCAGGUGUUACAAGAGCUUAGAGACUCGGACGACUCUCAUUUCAACGAGCGCUUGGCGGAGUUGGCGCAGGUGGUGAAGCUAACCUCGGAGAGCGAAACAAAAGAGUUGUUACACCCCAGCUCGGUCACAACAGUUUUGGAGUAUACACCUCAGAAUGAGACAUACCAGUUGCGAUUAUACCGUGGGUUGCUAUUGGUGGUGAGGAACCUCUCUCGAGUAUUGGACCACCAGUUCUACCCCCGGGUCAUCACAAGCUUGGAAAAGUUUUCCUUACCAGUGAGUGAGUGGACGGAGAAGAUCCGGCUUGUUUACUGGGAGGCACUUGCCAAUUUUCCCCGCAACGAAUACGUCAACGAAACCAAUAAGUUGUUUGGGUCAGCUAGGAGCCUGUUUGAGCGUCCCGUGAUCCAUCUACUAUUCCGGCAGUUUUACACUGAAGAUCCAGAUGUUACCAAUCAAACCUUACUUACAUUGCUUCACAUCAAGGACAACCAUGUGAUGAAAAACGUGUACCGCUUGUACCAGGGUAUUGACUUUAACAAAGUCGACCACGAUUCCAAGAUGCUCGUCCACUUGAUAUACGACAUUGUCACGCACGAGAGUUUUGGCCAGUGGAUCAAAACACAAGACGAUGCAGGUGUUAUGGAUUGGCUUGGUGCCACCUCCGACAUUGUUCAGACCAAAGACGACUGGAGUGGCUACCAGCUAGUUGCAUUGUUGGACUGGACCGUGACCACGUUCCAGAGUUUCAGCCAGCGGUUGAACAGUGACACCAUUCAGGACGACGCAUUGGAGUCGGGGGUUUUAAACACACUACACAUUAUAUCAGAUCUUGCACAAUACCACCACUCAAUUAAAUUCCUCCGCAGUGACUCCAAUUUCCUACCGCUGCUCAUCCACGUGCUCAAAACAAUACAUGAAAACGUGCAACGAGUGACCAUGACCUCCAAGAUUGAACAAGCGGUUGGCUAUUCCAACGCCAAGGGGAUGAUCAUCACCAUCCUUUCGUACCUUUCCUACCAGUCAUUUACAACCCAAGAACGAGUGCGAGAGUUGGCGGGGUUGGGCUUGGUCCUUUCCAACUGCCAGAUCGACAACAACAACCCGUUCAUCAAAGAGCAAGCGAUUCUCUGCGUCAAGUAUCUUUUGGAAAAAAACGAGCAGAACCAAAAGUUUGUAGCAGAGUUGGAAGCGACAAAGGCAGUCGAUGAUGAGGUAUUGCAACAAGUGGGCUACAAAGUCGACAUUGUCGACGGACAAGUCACUAUAAACAAAAAGGUCUAA
Molecule: messenger RNA, 1311 nt
Organism: Lodderomyces beijingensis
Lineage: Eukaryota; Fungi; Ascomycota; Pichiomycetes; Serinales; Debaryomycetaceae
Source: the annotation of a GenBank genome assembly